This is a messenger RNA of Xylona heveae TC161, 2280 nucleotides long. Its product is annotated as P-loop containing nucleoside triphosphate hydrolase protein. Gene Ontology annotation, cellular component: nucleus. The transcript has a single exon. NCBI's taxonomy places the organism in Eukaryota, Fungi, Ascomycota, Xylonomycetes, Xylonales, Xylonaceae. The record is from RefSeq and is a predicted model, not a curated record. Gene Ontology annotation, molecular function: ATP binding; nucleic acid binding. Bases 1 to 2280 code for a protein of 759 amino acids.
AUGUCAGCAGGAUUGUAUUCUAGAUAUAUACCUCCACAAAAGAGCGCUCCAUCAUUGAAGGAGCCUAUAUUGCAAUCACCUGCCUCUUCCGAGCAGAAUGGCGAAAAACCUUCCAAUAACACGCCUGUGAAGAAACGAAAGAGAUCUUCCCACGAAGUCAGCGAGAAGGCACCUCCAAGCGAUGACGCCGAAGCUGAUUCAAAGUUCAAACGGAUUCGCCAAAAAUUUGAAAAAUCUACAAAGUCUGCGGCAGAGCGCCUUGAAGCAGAAAAGAAUGCCGCCGCCGCUGUACCAAUUGAGGGCGACGAAGCCCAGCUUCCCGAGCCAGAGGAAGUUCAAGGACUUGUCCCUCUUCCACAGCCAGCUCCUGUGCCAGAGCCAGAUUUUGCGCCAUUAUUCAGCUCAUUACCCAGCUGGCUCGCGGAACCGUCUACUGUAUCGUCAACAGAAACAGCCCCUUUCAAUUCUCUACCGAUCUCCCAAAAGUUACUGUCUACUUUAACGUCCAAAGGCUACAAGUCUGCAUUUGCUGUACAAGCAGCCAUUAUUCCACUUUUACUACCGGGAAAUUCUUGGAUUCCAGGAGAUGUUUGUGUGUCAGCUGCAACGGGCUCUGGCAAGACGCUUUCGUAUGUACUUCCUAUCGUCGAAAGCCUAAGGAAACAUGUGGUGAGGAAAUUACGGGCUGUGAUUGUUGUGCCGACGCGAGAGCUUGUCUCGCAGGCUCGGGACGCUUGCGAACUGUGUGCUGCGGGUUCUGGCUUGCAAGUCGGCACUGCACUCGGUACACGCCACUUGGAUGUGGAGCAAGACUCAUUGAUUGGGAAGGAAGCAUAUUAUGAUCCUGAGGGCUACCAGGAAAGCCUGGAGAGGUCAAGGGCUCGAAGAAAGGCAGGAAUUACAGGAUCAGAAACUCAGAAAUUGGAAGAGGAUCGACCCGAUAUUCUACCGCUACAUGUUUCGAAACUUGUUUCGAAAGUUGAUAUUUUGGUGUGCACACCCGGUCGAUUAGUCGAGCACAUUCGGUCUACACCAGGCUUUACGCUUCACAAUGUUGAAUGGCUUGUCAUAGAUGAGGCAGAUCGCUUACUCAACCAAAGCUUCCAAGAGUGGACGUCAGUGGUUAUGUCAGCCUUGGAAGGCAACCAGUUCAACAAGGAAUUGAGUAUUCGGGAGCAGAUCCUAAGGGAUCUUGGCCGAUCUCCAGACUCUAAGAGAGUCCGAAAGGUUAUUCUCAGCGCUACGAUGACCCGAGAUGUACAAAAAUUGAGCGCUUUGAAGCUUCGAAGACCAAGACUUGUUGUAGUUGGCAACGCGGAGCUUGAACGCAUUGAAAAGUCCGAAUCAGCCGCAUUAUAUGAUCUCCCGUCUCUAUUGCUCGAGAGGGCUGUGAGUGUUGAGGAUGGUAGUGAGAAGCCAUUGUAUCUUUUGCGUUUACUUCAGUCCAAACUGCUUCCAGAGGGAGCUCUUACGAUGAAGAACCCUAGUGGCUAUGAAACAAAGGCAGAUUCAACGGAUACGUCGUCAGAUGAGGACUCUGACGACACAUCGUCAAGCGGUUCGGACACCUCCUCUGAUGAGUCUUCAGAUGAGGAAGAGUCGUCUGCUUCAUCAACAAAUUCGCAGGCCGAGAGUGCCAGCGCUGCAUCUGCAUCUUCUUCUUCUUCUUCCGGCUCAUCGAGUUCGGAUGAUUCUUCGGACGCAGAUUCUGAGAAUGAAAUGCCCUCGACGCGAAAGGUAGUCGAUUCCGCAAAGGGAAGCUCACAAUGCACAACACGAGGAAUUCUUAUCUUCACGAACAACAACGAGAAUGCUUCCCGUCUCGCUAGACUACUUUCCAUCAUGCAACCAGCCUAUGCGUCAAUCACAGAUAUUCUGACGAAAUCGUCGAGCACUGCUUCGGGACGGAAAACUCUGGCUGCGUUCCGAGCCGGCAAGACUCAUAUCCUCAUCGCCUCUGAUCGUGCUUCGCGUGGAUUGGAUGUUCCAAACCUAGCACACAUAGUUAAUUAUGACAUACCGACAAGUGUCACCGCCUACGUCCACAGGGUUGGUCGGACGGCCCGAGCGGGGAAAGAGGGGCAAGCAUGGAGCUUUGUCACCAAUACGGAGGCUAGAUGGUUCUGGAAUGAAAUUGCACGAGGUCCACAGAUCCAGCGUCAACCUGGAAGGAAGGUGGAACGUGUUAAAGUGGACCUGGCAGAUAUCAAUGCCGAUGAGAGGGAGCGGUAUGAGGAGGCGCUCACGACGCUGAAGCGUGAGGUACAAGGAGGGAGGUAA